AUGGCGCCAUUUCCAGGGUCUGAUGCGGACUAUCUCCGGGACAAGGCGCGUAGGGAUCUGUUGAAUCUCCUGGAAGGCGUGCGCGGGAAGAAGAACCUCGUCAUUAGCCAGGACCUGGCAGGCCCGGUCGGUCUCUUUGUCAAGUUCUCCCUGCUUCAGGAGUACGGGGUAGAUCGUGUAUUUCUCCUCGAGAACGCCAAUGUGGACUCCUCGCAGCGCAAUGUGAUCUUCUUAGUCCAUGCCGAAAAGACGCGCCAGGUGCGCGUAGUGGCAGAACAGAUCCAACGCCUGCAGCGGAACGGCAAUGUGGAGCAUGAGUUCUCCAUAUUCUGGGUCCCCAGGCGAACCCUCGUAAGCAAUGCCAUCCUGGAGGAGACCGGCAUUAUCGGGGACGUGAACGUCACAGAAUUCUCCCUGUACUUUGUGCCUCUGGAGCAAGACGUCCUGUCGCUGGAGCUGGAAGACGCCUUCAGUGAUCUAUAUCUGCAUAAAGACCCGGGAUGUGUGUUCCUCGCCGCAAAAGCUCUUAUGGAUAUUCAGCAGCGACACGGUUAUUUCCCGCGGAUUAUCGGCAAGGGUGACAAUGCUCGACGACUAGCAGACCUGCUGCUACGGAUGAGAAAAGAACUGGAUGCCGAGGAAAGCUCCGGCCUCAUGGAUCCCUCCACGAGAGGAUUGCUGCCUAGUGCAGAUACCGAGAGCCUGAUCAUCAUUGACCGCGACGUGGACUUUGGCACGGCUCUCCUCACACAGCUCACCUAUGAGGGCUUAAUCGACGAGACCGUGGGCAUCAAGCAAAACCAAGCCGAUGUGGACACCUCUAUCGUCGGCUUCACGCCGACGCCGCAAGUCCAAGAAUCCUCCAAGGCUCCGCAGCAAACAUCCAAACAGGGCCAGAAACGCAAAAUCCAGCUCGAUGCCUCUGACCAACUCUUCAGCCAACUCCGCGAUGCCAACUUUGCCAUCGUCGGCGAUAUCCUGAACAAGGUCGCCCGUCGUCUGGAGACCGACUACGAAAGCCGACACACGGCGAAGUCGACGACCGAGCUACGUGAAUUCGUCAACAAACUCCCUACCUACCAACUGGAGCACCAAAGCUUGCGGGUGCACACCAACCUCGCCGAAGAAAUCAUGCGUAACACCCGCGCCGACACCUUCCGCAAGAUUCUGGAAGUCCAGCAGAACAACGCCGCCGGCGCCGACCCGACCUACCAACACGACUCCAUCGAAGAGCUCAUCGCCCGCGACGUGCCCCUCAAAACCAUCCUCCGUCUCCUCUGUCUUGAAUCCUGCAUGUCUGGUGGUCUCCGUCCGCGCGACCUGGAGAACUUCAAACGCCAGAUCGUCCAAGCCUACGGCUACCAACACAUCCUGACCUUCUCGGCGCUGGAGAAAAUGGACCUCCUCCAGCCUCGUUCCUCCGCUACGACCAUGCUUCUUCCCACCACCGGGGCCCAGACCGGCUCCAAAACCAACUACAACUACCUGCGCAAGAACCUCCGCCUCGUGGUCGAAGAGGUCAGCGAAAAGGAUCCCUCCGACGUCGCCUACGUCUACAGCGGCUUCGCCCCGCUCAGCAUCCGUCUCGUCCAGUGCGUCCUGCAGAAACCCUACAUUCUCUCCCUCAUCCGCGGCGGCUCGACCGCCCCAGCUAUCACCGGCCCCAGUCCCGCCAGCACCGCCUCCCCGGGCUGGCUUGGCUUCGAGGAUGUCGUUAAGAGCGCGCGGGGGUCCACCUUCAGCAUCGUGCAGAAGGGCGACGACAAGGCGGUACGCGCGCGCCAGACUAUUAGCGGUAACAACGCCACCAAGACCAUCUACGUCUUCUUCUUGGGCGGCAUCACCUUCACGGAGAUCGCGGCGUUGCGGUUCAUCGCUGCCCAGGAGGCGCCGAGACGGAAGAUUGUCAUUUGCACGACUAGUAUUGUCAAUGGGGAUCGCAUGAUGGAUGCAGCGAUCGAGAAGGGCGAUUUUGCUAAGAUGGAGUAG
Aspergillus affinis is the source of this 1989-nucleotide messenger RNA. RefSeq names its product Sec1 family protein. The transcript is spliced from 4 exons. NCBI's taxonomy places the organism in Eukaryota, Fungi, Ascomycota, Eurotiomycetes, Eurotiales, Aspergillaceae. The record is from RefSeq and is a predicted model, not a curated record. Gene Ontology annotation, cellular component: fungal-type vacuole; CORVET complex. Gene Ontology annotation, biological process: intracellular protein transport; vesicle-mediated transport. The coding region runs from base 1 to 1989 and encodes 662 amino acids.